Messenger RNA from Maniola jurtina (meadow brown), 1897 nucleotides. RefSeq lists its product as uncharacterized. The transcript is spliced from 2 exons. Bases 170 to 1897 code for a protein of 575 amino acids. The record is from RefSeq and is a predicted model, not a curated record. Lineage: Eukaryota; Metazoa; Arthropoda; Insecta; Lepidoptera; Nymphalidae.
CAUAGAAAACUGGAAUACCCGCGUCAGUCAUGUAAUCGCCACGAAGUAAAAUGGAUUACGGAAAUAUAGUUUGUGCCUAAUUUAUUUCCCUUCGCCCUCUGAACGUUACAGUGGCGAACGAGGAUAAGUUUAAAACGAGGAGUGCGUCUGUGUCGGGUUAUCCUCCAUCAUGUCGAUCGGAAAAGUGAAGGAAUUCGAUAUAAAAAGCGGGGUGUGGUCGUCAUACGUCGAGCGGCUUGAGAUGUAUUUUACAGUUAAUAAUGUUAAGAGUGACCUCAAGCUACCUACGUUGAUAGCGGUGAUGGGAGAUGAGGCUUACGAGCUUCUAGUCAACCUGUCCAGCCCAAAGAAACCGGCAGAGUUGAAAUAUGAGGACGCAAUCGAGUUAUUACGUCGGCAUUUACAACCGGCUCCUUCAGUUUUGGCAGAGAGAUUCAGAUUUAGACAGAGAAGACAGGCGGCGGACGAGAAUAUAGCCAGCUAUGUCGCCGAGUUGAAGAAGUUGACGCGCCAUUGUAAGCUGGGGGAUAAUUUGAACGAGAACCUGCGAGACCAGUUCGUGUGCGGAUUGAGGAGCGAUCUCAUCCGACAAAGGUUGUUCGCGGAGGAGGAAACGAUUAGUUUCGCCAACGCGGUGAAACUCGCCAACUCGUUAGAGGCCGCGGAACGGGACGCAGCGGCAGUGGACACGGCGGGAGCGGCGGAGGCCGCCGGGGCAGCGCGCGGCGCGGACGGCGGCGCCGCGGCCGCGGCCCUCCAUACGAUGGCCGGGACGGAGAACGGGCGGUGGCGGCGGUCGGCCGCGCGCGCUCGAAGUGUGCAGGACCAGAGUGCGGCGCGGAACGGCGCGGGAGCGCGAACCAGGAGCAGUGUGAAGGGGACAGGGUACCGUUGUAAGGGUUGCACGUCCACGCUCCACAGCUAUGAAGCCUGUAGAUUCCGGGAUUACGUGUGCUCCCGGUGUCAAUCCCGGGGCCAUAUUCGGCGCGCCUGCGUUCAGGAGGCCGGCGCUGGCUCGGGAAGGUUCAAUGCGGUGCACUACGGGGACGCGGAAGGAAUAGCCAGUGAGGAGGAAGUGGAAAGUGAUUUCCACCAUCUCUGUUUGAACGAUUACAAGGCGGUGAGUUUGCCAGUGCUCAUAGAUAAUGUUGAGGUCAAGAUGGAGGUAGAUACGGGAACUGCGGUUUCGUGUAUUAAUAAUUAUACAUAUGAGAAACAUUUUAGUAAAAUAAGGUUAGAACCCACGAGUGUAAGACUUAAUUUUUAUGAUGGCUCAGUGCUUAAACCGGUAGGGGUUAUCAAGCCGGUCGUGAGUUACGGUAAAAUAAAGAAGAACUUAGAAUUAUUUGUUAUCGAAGGCGAGACUACAUCUCUCUUAGGUAGGCAAUGGUUAACAGAGUUAAAAAUUAAGAUCCCCUUAUUUAGUAAUUGUCAUAAAAUUAGCGAAACCAGUGGAUUAGGUUGCUUGGAUAAUGAAUUAAGGAAUUUGGUUGACAGGUAUAAAGAACUGUUUAGCGGCGGUCUGGGUCGGUACUCCGGAGGCAAGGCGACCCUAAGAGUGCGCGAGGGGGCGACUCCCGUGUUCCACCGUGCUCGGGCCCUGCCGUACGCCCUGCGCGAUCGCGUCGAUGCCGAGCUCGACGCGAUGCUGCGGGAUGGAGUCAUCGAGCCGGUGGACUGUUCGGACUGGGCUUCGCCUCUUGUACCGGAAUGCGAGCGGGCGUUCAAAGAAGUUAAGACCUUAUUAACUAGUGCAGAGGUGUUAUCGCAUUAUGAUCCCGCGCGGCCACUUAUCGUAACAUGCGACGCGAGCGCGAAGGGCAUAGGUGCAGUCCUCUCUCAACCGAGUCGGAAUGGGGACUGUGAGCGACCGGUGGGCAUCGCGGACACUAAAUGA